CGCGGCCGGGGGGCGGCGGGGCCGGCGCGGUUGCCAUUUCCCCUGGCCCACGGAGCUGCCGGGCGGGCGGGAGCGAGGGCGGGAGGAGGAGGAGGAGAGGGAGGAGGACGGAGGGAGGGGAGAGGGAGGUGGCCGAGCCGGAGUGAACUGAGGCGCUCAGCUGCCAACACUCACACACCGCCUGCCGCCGCCGCCGCGCUGCUCCCGGGCUCCGGGCAAGAGGGGAAGGGAAGGCAGAGGAGCACGGGCAGGGGAAGUCAGAGCGGAGGGAAACGGGAGAAGGAACCUCCUCCCCGUAGGCAGAGGACUUCCAUGUAGCGGGAGACAGCGGAGAAGGCUGGCGCUCCGGAACUGUGCGAGAAGCUCUCCGAGCAAGUUACUUAAUCCCUGAAGAGCAGCGGGAGGAGGGGACGGCACCGAGCCCUGCUGCCGCUCGUAGUCACCAUUCCCAGCCCCUCAUCGCUCGACCGCGGGCAGUUCAAUGCACUAUUCCAGGCUCUUUCUAGUUUCCUCCUCGGGCUAACUUCGGAGGACGCGCCGCCGCUGUCGCCCGGAGGUGAGGCGGAGAGCCUCGGAAGAAGGAAGGAGAAGUUUCGCGGGAGCUGCGCGCGGAGGAGCAGAAGAUGGGCUGGAAACGCCGCUGCUGCUGGGGAGGCGGAGGCGGCGGAGACCUUCUCUGCCGGUUAACCCUGGUGCUGGGGUUCCUGCUGCCCGCCUGCAGGACGCGCCUCUACACCAACCACUGGGCUGUGCGGAUAGCCGGGGGGCUGCCGGAGGCCAACCGGAUAGCUAGCAAAUACGGAUACGUCAAUAUAGGACAGAUUGGAACACUGAAGGAUUACUACCACUUUUACCAUAGUAAAACAAUUAAAAGGUCAGUUCUCUCAAGUAGAGGUACCCACAGCUUCAUUUCAAUGGAACCAAAGGUGGAGUGGAUACAACAGCAGGUGGUUAAAAGAAGGAUAAAGAGGGAUUAUAAACCUGGAGGUACCCAAUCCACUUAUUUCAAUGAUCCCAAGUGGCCAAGCAUGUGGUACAUGCACUGCAGUGAUAACACUCACCAUUGCCAAUCAGAUAUGAAUAUAGUAGGUGCUUGGAAGAGAGGUUACACUGGAAAGAAUGUUGUGGUGACCAUCUUGGAUGACGGCAUUGAAAGAAACCAUCCAGACUUGAUGCAAAAUUAUGAUUCGCAGGCCAGUUUUGAUGUCAAUGGAAAUGAUUUUGACCCUAUGCCUCGAUACGAUGCCAGCAACGAGAACAAGCAUGGAACCCGUUGUGCUGGAGAAGUGGCAGCCACUGCAAACAACUCACACUGCACAGUGGGAAUCGCCUUUAAUGCCAAGAUUGGAGGUGUAAGGAUGCUGGAUGGAGAUGUCACAGACAUGGUAGAAGCAAAGUCUCUGAGUCUUAAUCCCCAGCACAUCCACAUCUACAGUGCUAGCUGGGGGCCUGAUGACGACGGCAAAACUGUAGACGGACCUGCUUCUCUAGCACGUCAGGCCUUUGAGAACGGCAUCCGAAUGGGACGAAGAGGCUUAGGGUCAGUUUUCGUUUGGGCAUCUGGAAAUGGUGGAAGGAGUCGAGACCACUGCUCCUGUGAUGGCUACACCAAUAGCAUCUACACUAUCUCCAUAAGCAGCACAGCUGAAAGUGGGAAGAAACCAUGGUACCUGGAAGAAUGUGCCUCCACACUUGCUACAACAUACAGCAGUGGAGAAUCCUACGACAGGAAAAUAAUCACCACAGACCUGAGGCAGCGUUGCACAGACAGCCAUACUGGAACAUCAGCCUCGGCACCAAUGGCUGCAGGCAUCAUUGCACUGGCACUGGAAGCAAAUCCAUUUCUGACAUGGAGAGACAUACAACAUAUUAUUGUCAGGACUUCUCGUGCUGGACAUCUGAAUGCUAAUGACUGGAAAACCAAUGCAGCUGGUUAUAAGGUGAGCCACCUCUAUGGAUUUGGACUGAUGGAUGCUGAAGCAAUGGUGAUAGAGGCAGAAAAGUGGACAACAGUCCCUCCACAGCAUGUGUGUGUGGAGAACACGGAUCGGCAAAUCAAAACAAUAAGACCUGACAGUGUCGUCCGUUCAAUUUACAAAGCCACGGGCUGUUCUGAUAAUCCUAAUCACCACGUGAUCUACUUGGAGCACGUUGUUGUGCGCAUCACUAUUACUCACCCUCGACGUGGAGACCUGGCAAUUUACCUAACCUCUCCUUCUGGAACCAGAUCACAGCUCUUGGCCAACAGGCUAUUUGAUCAUUCCAUGGAAGGAUUCAAAAACUGGGAGUUUAUGACUACUCACUGCUGGAGUGAAAAAGCAGCAGGUGACUGGAUCUUGGAAAUCUGUGACACGCCAUCUCAGCUGAGAAAUUUCAAGACUCCAGGCAAAUUGAAAGAGUGGUCCUUAGUACUAUAUGGAACAUCCAUCCAGCCAUACUCACCAAGAAAUGACUUUCCAAAAGUGGAAAGAGUACGCUCCAGUCCAGUUGAAGAUCCUACAGAAGAUUAUGGAACAGAAGAUUAUUCAGGUCCGUGCAAUGCAGAAUGCAGUAAAGUAGGGUGUGAUGGGCCAGGACCAGAUCACUGUACUGACUGUCUUCACUACUACUACAAAUCCAAGAACAACACACGGAUCUGUGUUUCGACCUGCCCACCUGGUCACUACAAUGCAGACAAGAAACGCUGUAAAAAAUGCUCACCCAAUUGUGAAACCUGUGUUGGAGGCCAUAGUGACCAGUGCAUGACCUGUAAAUCUGGCUACUACCUGAAUGAAGUAACCAAUAGCUGUAUUACCACCUGCCCCGAUGGGUUUUACCUGGAUAAGAAUAAGAUUGUUUGCCGAAAAUGCAGUGAAAACUGUAAGACAUGUGUUGAAUUCCAAAUCUGCACAGAAUGCAAACAUGGGCUAAGUUUGCACGGCACAAAAUGUGCUAUCCGCUGUGAAGAUGGAAAAUACCAUAAUGGCAGGGAAUGUGAACCAUGUCACCGUUCAUGUGCAACAUGUGCAGGUGCUGGAGUAGAUGCAUGUAUAAACUGCACACAGGGCUAUUUUCUGGAAGAUGGAAGGUGUGUGCAAUCCUGCAGUACUGGUUACUACCUUGAUCACUCUACUGAAAGUGGAUACAAAAGCUGCAAAAGAUGUGAUGCCAGCUGUUUGGAUUGCAGUGGUCAAGGAGACAGAAACUGUACGAUCUGCCCAAGUGGUUAUAACCUAGACUCUGGUGUCUGCGUAGUGGGAACAGUCUGCAAGGAUGACGAAUAUCUUGAUGAUUCUCAGGAAUGUCAGUUGUGUGAAGCAUCCUGUCAGAAGUGCACUGGACCUAAGGUGGAUGACUGCAUCAGUUGCCCUAGAACAAGAUUCUUUGACAAUGGUCGUUGUGUAAUGCAAUGCCCCAGGGGAAAGUUUGAAUUCAAAAAGCAGUGUCAUUCGUGCCAUCAUACCUGCCAGGACUGCAGUGGAAGUGAACCUAACAAAUGCACUGCUUGUGGAACAGAUAGACGAGGGAUGGAGCGUUUUCUGUACCGUGGGGAGUGCAGAGAAAGCUGUCCCCCAGGUCACUACCAUUCAGAGCACACCUGUGUGCCCUGCUCUGGUCACUGCGAAGUGUGCCUGAAUACUAGACACUGCAAAAGAUGUACCAGAGGAUACUACCUUAACCAAAAUAUAUGUCAGAAGCAUAGCUGUAGAGAAGGUGAACUGGAAGAUCCUGACACUGAAGACUGUGUGCCUUGCUCAGAAGGAUGUCAGAACUGUCAGUUCGAUGACCCAAGAAUCUGUAUGACAUGUGUUCCGAACUACUACAUGUAUAAACAGAGUUGCUAUAAACACUGUCCAGACAAUACCUACAGUGAUGAAACUUCCCUGCAAUGUAAAGAAUGUCCUAGCAACUGUGAUAGCUGUGACAAGGACAAGUGUGACUUUUGUAAGGAAGGCUUUUAUCUCUCAGGUGACACAUGCGUGACUGAGUGUGGAGAUGGCUUCUUCACUGAUGACAUGUCUAGAGAAUGUGAACCUUGUCACAGGAGCUGCACAACAUGUGUUGGGUACAGCUAUGAGAAUUGCACUGGAUGCCCAAAAGAUUUCCAGCUUUCUCAGGGACGGUGUCUGAAUCCAAGAAAUUAUCCACCCAGUGGGAAAUUCUGGAGUGCUGCAAAAAAACAGUUGCAACCAUGUGAUCCUUCAUGUAGGACCUGUGACAAAUCUGCUGACAGGUGCACUUCAUGUCCAGAAGGCAUCAGAAAGUCAGACUUCCAUGAAGAUGAAAGCAUUUUUGUAGCCACCAAAGGCAAAUCUUUUGGAUAUAUUUCUAAUCGGGGAUACUUCAAUGAUUCUGGGACUUGCAAGGAAUGCAGUGGUUCCUGUAAGACAUGUGAGGGAAGUGCUACCAAAUGCCUGUCAUGCAAAAGUCCUUUGCUUCUGGAGCAGUGGGAAUGUAAACCUACCUGUUCACAGAAACAUUUUGCCUUUGAUGGAAUCUGUAAACAUUGCCCUGCUAUGUGUCUGGAGUGCAUUCACAGUGAAACAUGCAAAGAGUGUGUGGAUGGGUUCUUCCUGCAUGAAGGGAAAUGUGUAGAGGACUGCCCUACCCAAUUCUAUGCUGAAGACAAGCACUGCUUUCCCUGCCAUGGAGACUGCAAGGACUGCAACGGACCAGACUCAGAUGACUGUAUUGAGUGUGCAGUCAGCUACUUUGUCCUAUAUGAUGGCAAGUGUUCUGAAGAGUGCCCUGAGGGGACUUACUAUGAAGAUGAGACUGAAGACUGCCAAGCAUGCAAUAGGACAUGCAAGUCUUGUUCUUCAUCCACUGCCUGCAUUACAUGCAGAAAUGGCCUGAUCCUGAAUCGUAACGGGCACUGCGUACUAUCCGGACACUGCUCUCGCACCGAGUACUAUGAUGAGAAUACUGAGACCUGCAAAACUUGUCAUAAGAAAUGUUUUCACUGCUCAGGACCAACUGAACACCAGUGUAUUAGUUGUGCAAACAACCGCUAUCUUUUCAAUACAACCUGUGUUGAAACAUGCCCGGCUGGGUACUACGCUGACAGUGAUGAAGGACGGUGUUCCCCAUGCCACAUCACCUGUGCCACCUGCAGUGGAAAACACAGCUCACAGUGCCUUUCCUGUAAACCAGGCUUGUACAGGCAAGGAAAAGGAUGCGUAAGCCAGUGUCCAACGGGCUAUUUUGCACAAAACUCCACUGGGUCAUGCGAGCGCUGCCACAAGGGCUGUAAGGAGUGCAUGGGGCCUCAACCAACAGACUGCCUUUUCUGUGAUACAUACUUCUACCUGCUGCACUCCAAGAACCAGUGUGUUAGCUCUUGUCCUGAAUAUUACUAUGAAAACAAGGAAGAAAAUGUCUGUGAAAGAUGCCACCCUUUCUGCCGAACUUGCAAAGGAAAGGAAGGAUUCAGCUGCACAUCUUGUGUAUGGAGCUACAGUUUCUUAAAUGGAAUGUGCAGCUCAGACUGCUUUGUAGGUUACUACAAAGUCCAGGAGGCACCAGGACAAGAGACAAAGUGUGAGAAAUGCGACAGCACAUGCACGGAGUGCAAGGGACCUGGACCUCUCAACUGUACCAUCUGCCCAGCUGGCAUGCAACUCUACCUGGAGGAAGGCCGCUGCCUACCGUGCUGCAGUGACACUGACCCAGCAGGCAUCCCAGAGUGCUGUGACUGCAGUGAAACACAAGAUGACUGUGUAUUACGGACCACAUUACCACCAGCGAGCAAAAACAAAAGCGCUUUCUUUGUCAUUAUCUGCAUUUUACUUAUCCUUGUCAUUGGAGCCAUUGUAGUCAUCUGGAGAAAAUCAAAAUCGAAACAACACACUGCCAGUAAAGGUAGGUAUGAGAAGCUGACAAAUGACUCCAAAACCCUUCCUUCCUAUGCGAGCAAUUAUCAUGAGAGCCCAAGCUAUCAGGAAGACCAAGUGAUUGAAUACAGGGAUCGAGAUAUCGAUGAUGAUGAUGAUGAAGAUGACAUUGUAUAUAUGGGUCAGGAUGGCACAGUCUAUCGUAAAUUUAGAUAUGGACUUCUGGAGGAUGAUGAAGAAGAUGAGCUUGAAUAUGAUGAUGAAAGCUAUUCAUUUAGAUAA
This is a messenger RNA of Phasianus colchicus (ring-necked pheasant), 6095 nucleotides long. The record is from RefSeq and is a predicted model, not a curated record. NCBI's taxonomy places the organism in Eukaryota, Metazoa, Chordata, Aves, Galliformes, Phasianidae.